Messenger RNA from Betta splendens (Siamese fighting fish), 3124 nucleotides. It is a transcript of the gene ftr84, whose product is annotated as finTRIM family, member 84. The record is from RefSeq and is a predicted model, not a curated record. NCBI's taxonomy places the organism in Eukaryota, Metazoa, Chordata, Actinopteri, Anabantiformes, Osphronemidae. The transcript is spliced from 7 exons. Gene Ontology annotation, molecular function: zinc ion binding; protein binding. Bases 1098 to 2900 code for a protein of 600 amino acids.
GGGAUGACAUCAUGCGCCUCUGUGGUGUCUAUUCAUCCUCAUUAGCUUAAUGCCUCUGCUGCUUCUUUACAUUGAUCACACAUUCACGUCUUCUUUUCAUUCAUUCACAUUCAUUGCUUCAUUUUCUGUCUCUUGCAUAUUUAAUAUCAAGCAGCUUUUAUUCUCCCUUUAUGUCGUCUUUUUUUUUCCCCUGUCAUUGUCACACGAGCCCUCUUGUGUGUGGAUGAGGGCAACUCCUCAGACGACAAAGAACAGUUUACCCAUUAUCCCCCAGAUUUACACUGCUCCGAGUGACUGCCGCAGCAGGAAUAUGGAGAUCGUGUUGUGGUUCUUCUUUUCUUGGCGUCCACGGCACUUUCACACGGGUUGUUUUUAGGUGACGCUUCUCCCGUGUGUCCGGAUAAGCACAAUCAGCUGUUUUGUCACCAGGCACCGUCAUGGAGCAGGUGCUCAGUCAAGUGGAAAGCUGCUGGGUCUGAGGGAUCAGGUGUCUCUAAACAGAGCAGCCUCCAUCGCCCAAACCGCCGACUAAGCUGGACUCUGUUUAGUGAAUGCGUUUGUAAUGUUUAGUAUGAGAUGAGCAUGUGAUGCUGUGCGAUGAGAACACGUUGAAUCAACAACAAGGCUUUUGCAUAAGAGAAAUAAUUUAUAACGGCGUCUGUUGUCAGGCCACAAUGAGCAUAAUAAGUAUUUUCAUGAACUCCUUCCUUUGUACCAGACAUGAUGUAACUUUACUGUACAUCCUCACCAAGAACAGUUCAGAGGAUCCACAGUAACAUAAAUAUAUUAUGAACAAUCAAGUUUGGAGCUGGAAUCGUCUUGUUGAUCAUUCUUCAAAAUGUUUCAUCUUCUUUCAGGAAUAUCUGUACAUUUAUGCUCUUGGUUCGUUCGAUUGGCCGUUGUUGAUAUUAUGCAUUUUUCCCAGUAAAUCCCCGGAAUGUGAGACCAGGAGGUCCUGACUAAGACAGGCGCAGUGGGAUUACAGUCAACACGGAGCGAGUUUGUGCUGCAUGGGCUGAUCUGGGAGCCCUCACCCAGACGCUGCGUGGGAGCACAUCACCUUCCUGCUUGUAGUGAAAACAAACGGGCCCAUUUAAAUGGCAGCGCACGACAGAGCUUGUUUUAGUGGGAGUGGAAGUGGGUUCGCAGAGGAACCUGUCGCUGGCCUGGUGCUUUUAUCCAUCGUCAACAUGGCUGAGUCUAGUUUCCCGUCACCAGAAGACCUUUACUGCUCCCUGUGCAUGGAGGCCCUCAGGGACCCCGUCACUAUUCCCUGUGGUGAUGCCUACUGCCUGGAAUGCAUCAAGGUCUACUGGGACCAGUUUGAUCACAUGGGUUUGUACAACUGCCCCCAGUGCCGUGCAACCUUUACUCCACGGCCUGCGCUGAGGCGCAGCCUGCCCGACGUGGACCCCGAGCGGCGGCGCCGGCCCGCGGACCUCGCUCCCUUCCCUCACAUGCACCGCGAGUCCUUCUGCGACUUCUGCGUGGGCCGUCGCAACAAGGCCGUGAAGUCCUGCCUCGUGUGCCUGGCCUACUACUGCGAGACGCACGUCAAGCCUCACUACGAGUCGACCACGUUCAAGAGGCACAAGCUGGUGGACGAGACGGGCCACCUGGACCGGAAGAUCUGCCCCCAGCACGAGAAGGGGCUGGAGCUGUUCUGCCGCUCCGACCAGAUGUGCAUCUGCGUGCUGUGUACGGUGAGAGAGCACCGCAGCCACAACAUCACAUCAGCCGAGGAGGAGCGCAUCGAGAAGCAGAAAGUGCUGGUGGUCACACAAUCUCAAGUCCAGCACAUCAUCCAGGAGAGGACGAAGGAGCUGCAGGAGCUCAAGCACAACGUGGACGUUCUCAAGAGUUCUGCCCAGCGAGCGCAGGCGGAGAGCGACAAGACGUUCCACGAAAUGCUGCAGGCGGUGGAGCGCUGGAAGGCUGAAAUCCACCAGCUGAUCAUGGCCAACAUGCAGUCGGCCGCGUCCCAGGCCGAGGGCUACGUGGAGCGGCUGGAGCAGGAGGUCCUGGAGCUGCAGCGCCGAGACGCCGAGCUGCGGCAGAUCCUGGAAACAGAGGAUCACAUUCACUUCCUGCAGAACUUUCCGGCCCUGUGUGUUCCGCCUGAGGCCAUGGUUCCCAAAGUGCUCAUCAACCCCCAGUUUUCCUUUGGGGAGAUGAGCAAGACAGCUGCAGAAAUGAAGGAGCAUCUGGACAACAUCUGUAAAAAGGAACUGAGUCAAAUCUCCAAGACAGUUGGUGAAACCCCCAUAUACAUACUUUUGCCAAGGAAUGGAGACAAACAGCUCAAAGUUCCUUCCACAGUCGAUUUCCAGGAGCCAAAAACCAGAACAGAUUUUUUGAGAUACUCCUGCCAGCUGUCCUUCGAUCCAAACACCGUGUACAAGGAGCUGGUUCUCUCCAAUGGAAACCAGAAGGUCGUCCGCAAAAAGACGGUCCAGUUUUACCCGGAUCACCCGGAUCGCUUCGACGGCUUCUCCCAGGUGCUGUGCAGGCAGCCUCUGCACGGUUUCAGGUUUUACUGGGAGGCCGAGUGGAGCGGCGAGUUCUCCAUCGGCGUGGCCUACCGGAGCAUCAGCCGCAAGGGCAAGAACGCGCACAGCCUGCUGGGAUACAAUGAUAAGUCCUGGAGCCUCCUGUGCUCAGACUCAGGCUACUCCGCCUGGCACAACCGGGUGGACAGAGACCUUCCGGAUGCUCACAGGGCCUCUAGGAUUGGCGUGUACCUGGAUUACGCGGGCAGCACUGUGGCCUUUUACUCCGUCUCAGACGCCAUGGUGCUGAUCCACAGGUUCAAAGUUCAGUUCAACGAGCCGUUGUACGCGGGUUUUGGUGUGGGCUCCUCCGUCACUCUCUGUCAGCUGAAGCAGAAUGCAACGUCUUAAGUGUUUUUAACACAGCCUAUGAUCGGCAACAGAACAAAAACCACUGACUGGAGGAGUGACAAACCCAUUUGUCUAGGGGCAGGUUCUAUUAAAUAAGUAUAAUAUAUGUAUAUACUGUAUAUAUAAUACAUGUAAAUGUUUAAUUGUAGCAAAUUUAAUGAGGUAAUGUGUAAAUAAAUAAAUACUGUACAUUUUUAAAUAUGUUGUGUUAUAGUAUUUUAUCA